Molecule: messenger RNA, 1567 nt
Organism: Staurois parvus
Lineage: Eukaryota; Metazoa; Chordata; Amphibia; Anura; Ranidae
Source: the annotation of a GenBank genome assembly
AUGGCAUACCCAUAUCAGCAGCCAUCCGGGUUCCCUGGUUACCCAGGCUAUCCAACUGCUGACCCUGCAUAUGCUCCUGGUGGCCAGCAAGGAUUUCCUGGUGGGCAAUAUCCACCAGCUGGUGGAGGCGCAUACCCACCAGCAGCUGGAGGUGGAUACCCACAGCCUGGUGGAUACCCUGCUGCUGGUGGCUAUCCUGGUGGGAUGCCUUCCUAUCCUCCUCAAGGUCCUGGAUAUGGAGCCCCAGGUCAAGGUGCAGGAUAUGGAGCUCCUCCCGGUGCGCCUGGUUAUGGACCACCAGGUGGAGCCCCUGGCUAUGGUGGACCUGGUUUCGGUGCCCCACCUGGCGGAUUUGGAGCGCCAGCAGGAGGACAGUAUGGGGCUGGAGGAUACAGUGCUCCACCAGGUGGUGUCCCUGCAGCCGGUGGAUAUGGUGCACCACCUGGUGGGGCUCCAGGAUAUGGAGGAUACCAGCAACCUGCUGCUCAGAGCUAUGGGGGAGGCGCACCAGGGGGAUAUCCAACAGGACCUGCACCUGGACAUCAGCCAGCAGGACCCGCACCUGGACAUCAGCCUGCAGUCAGCAUGCAGUAUCAGCCUUUUGCAGCAGCCAUGACUGCGACCCAGGGCACCAUCAAAGCUGCAGCAAAUUUUGAUGCACUGGCAGAUGCGGAAAAGCUGAGAAAAGCCAUGAAGGGGUUUGGAACCGAUGAGCAAGCAAUAAUUGAUGUUGUUGCUAAUCGUUCCGCUGACCAGAGACAGAAAAUUAAGGCUGCAUUUAAAACUGCUUAUGGCAAGGAUUUGAUUAAAGAUCUGAAGUCUGAAUUAAGUGGAAAUGUUGAAGAACUCAUCCUUGCGCUGUUUAUGCCUCCAACAUACUAUGAUGCUUGGAGUUUGCAUCAUGCCAUGAAGGGUGCAGGAACAAAGGAGAAGGUGUUGAUUGAGAUCCUGUGCUCCAGGACCAAUGCUGAAAUAAGAAACAUAGUAGCAACCUACAAGUCAGAGUUUGGACGGGACAUUGAAAAGGAUAUCCGAUCUGACACCUCUGGCCACUUUGAAAGACUGCUUGUGUCUAUGUGCCAGGGCAAUCGGGAUGAAAAUACCAGUGUGAACAUGCAGCAAGCUGAAUCUGAUGCCCAGCGCCUCUAUCAGGCCGGUGAAGGAAAGUUGGGAACAGAUGAGUCCCGCCUUUAAUUUGGUGCUGGCAAGUCGAAGCUAUCCACAGCUGAAAGCGGUUGCCGAGGCUUAUGCCAGGAUUUCAAAGCGGGACUUGCUAAGCGUCAUCGGCCGUGAAUUUUCUGGCUACAUAGAAGAUGGACUAAAGGCAAUCUUACUGUGUGCUAUGAACCGUCCAGCCUAUUUUGCAGAAAGACUUUACAAGGCCAUGAAGGGAGCUGGUACAGAUGAUUCCACUUUGAUUCGAAUUGUGGUUACUCGAAGCGAGAUUGAUCUUGUACAGAUCAAACAAGGUUUUGCACAGAUGUACCAAAAGAGUCUUUCUUCCAUGAUCCAGGGUGAUACAAGUGGAGACUACAGACGUCUGCUGCUAGCAAUUACUGGCCAGUAG